GCCUGCGCGGUGCGGGCCGGCCGGGCCCGGGAACCUCCGCUGGGGCCGUCGCCCGGGCCCGUCCGUAUGAGGAGGCAGCCGCCGCCGCCGGGCCCCGCCAGCGCCAUGUCGGAGCGGCCCGGCAAACCCGCCUGCCUCAUCAUCGCCAGCGCGGCCUCCGGGGGUGUGUCUGCCCAAUCCUUUCUUCAUUCUUUUACACUGGCUAGCGCUGCUUUUAAUCUACAAGUUGCCACUCCAGGGGGGAAGUUAAUUGACUUUGUUGAUGUGAAUGAGAGCAACAUGCGUUGGAUACAGGACUUCCGAAUGAAAUCUUAUGCAAAUCCUGCCAAGUUGGAGUCAAUUGAUGGUGCUAGAUACCAUGCCCUGUUGAUUCCUAACUGUCCUGGGGCUUUGACUGACCUUGCAAACAGUGGAUACCUAGCUAGGAUAUUGCAGCACUUCAGCAAUGAGAACAAGCCUAUUUGUGCUGUGGGACAUGGAGUUGCUGCUUUAUGCUGUGCCACAAAUGAGGAUAAAUCGUGGGUAUUUCAGGGAUACAGCCUGACCGGGCCCUCUGUGUAUGAGCUGAUAAGGCAGCCCAGUUUUGCCAGUUUGUCCAUUAUUGUGGAGGACUUUGUGAAAGAUUCUGGAGCUACCUUUAGCGCCAGCAAGCCAGAUGCUGUACACAUAGUUCUGGACAGGCAUCUUGUUACAGGACAGAAUGAGAAUUCCACUGUUAUAGCAGUCCAGAACCUUAUUCUUCUCUGCAAUGGCAGCAGGAAAUGAAGGAGCAGGCCUCCUUGUAGCUGGGAUGGAUGAAGAGCCAGAGAGACUGAAGACUUUCUUGUCUGUGAAUGGGAUGUCUUGCUGAUGGAGAGGGCCAUCAGCACUUCCGUUGACUCUGUGAUCAUGAAGAGGCAGUACCAAUGUACGUGCAGAGUGGAUAAAGCUUGUGAACAAGAAAGCAUUAACGUGUAUCACUCCUUAAAGAUGAUCCUGAAAUAGUCUCACUUAUCUUUCUGGUAGUGAAACCUUUCUUGCAGAUUUUCUCCCCCCUGCCCUUGAAAAAAGAAGUUUCUACAUUUUACAUGGGAAAACAUCCUAAAAAGAGCAUUUAUAUUUAUAGUACCAACACUUGUGCUAAAGGGCAGAGACCCCACUCCAGGGUUAUAUAAUGUCAGCCCUUAGUUGGGAACGUGGUAAUUCAGCUCCAUAGCAAAACAGUUCUGGAAUACUCUCAAUUUAGGUCCAUUCAUUUAUCAGCUGGUGCCUGUGGGUCAGAUAUCAAACUCCACAAUUAAUGCUGCAUUGAAUUGCAGUUUGAAGUCUAUUCUAGCCCCCUGUCCAAUGAGUCACAAAGUUGGCUCCAGACUCUCUAAAUGGAUUUUUGAAAGUGUGACAGAUUUGAGAUAUAAAGGAAAAUGCUUAGAUAAAUCCUGCAUGAGUGCAACUGAACAAUUGAGUCUGAAGCAGCUCACCUUGGUGAUACCAUUGACAUAAUGUGCUCUUUUCUCAUUGUGUAUUCAGGUUAAUGCUCUUCUGUAAAAAAUCUACUCAAAGGUUGUUUUAAAGGACCCUCUAAAAAGUCAUUUGCAGUACUGUCUUGUGCAGCACAUAUUAUGAAUUUGUAUUGUUUGGAUUGUCAGAAAUAUUGAUCUCUGGCAAGUACAGUGUCAUUGUCUGUUCUUGGAAUUAAUUUUAUUACAGAAGUAAAAAUGUAGAAAUGAAUUUACUUGGACCAAAUAGAUUUCAUCCUGUACAUAGUUUCUUAGCAGAUCAAUGACUCAUUCUCUUUGCAUUUCAUAUUGAGUAUGUCAUUUGUUCCUUUCCAUCCAUUUUAAAAAUGAAAGGGGACAGUCAGACCAUGAAGAAGGGUUUUCCCUCCACCUUAGUCCUAACCAUGCGAAAGUGUUUGCUGGAAGAUGGAUGCAUUCAUGGUUGGUUUUUUUUCAUGACUGAAAUUGAGACCACCCUUUUCUGCAGUAUUUUCCAGGGAGCAGGACUCAUAAAGUUUCUCCUGGUUACGUUUUUCCUUAAAGGGAGCAUGAGAUGCUGUAAUCAUAGUCAUCAGGCAGACCAGCCUUGUUUCCUUUUCUGAGGGGAAAUGUUUAUUAGCUCUACUUGCUCAAAACUGCUGUGAGAGUUUAAAUAAUCUGCCAUGGGGUUUCUAGGAUUUCUGGCUGUGUUAUAAACUGAAGCCCUGCUUUCAGAUUUGCACUUACGAUGGAAAUGUUGGUUAAAUCUUCAUCCCUGUCACAGCUCCUGUCAAGGAUUUUCUUUUAGUUCUCUGCUGCCAGAACAUACAUCUCAGCUGCAGUUUUCAGUGGACCAUCCAGUGAAAUGAUAUGGAACAUCUAUUUCAUUAGCAUGUAGAGGCCCAGACUGAGGCCAUGUCUAGACUACAAAAUUAAGCCUACCUUAUUUACAUCAGGAUACAGUCAUUGCGGUAAUUACAUCGCUUGUGCGUGUUUACACUUUGCUACUUAUGUCAGCGGUGCACGUCCUCACCAGGAACGCUUGCACCAGUUGAACUAUCAGUGUGGGGCAGUGUGGAACAGCCAGCAACAGUCAAUGUAAGCAACAGUGUCUGCACACACUGUGUUGACCUAACUAAAUCAACAUUGACUCUACGCCUCUCGUGGAGGUCGAGUUAAGUCAGUGUAACGGGCCAGUUACGUCUGUGGAAGCGAAAUUUUACUGUAGAUGCUUAUAUAGGUCAACGUAAGCUGUUUUGCGUCUACCUAACUCUAAAAUAGACCAGGACUGAGAUUGAGGCCCCAUUGUGCUGGUUGAUGUACUCACACAGAGCAAGAGAUAGGCUCUCCCCAAAGAAUGUACAGUCUAAAUAGA
Messenger RNA from Terrapene triunguis (Three-toed box turtle), 2829 nucleotides. RefSeq names its product glutamine amidotransferase like class 1 domain containing 1 (gene GATD1). The transcript has 8 exons. Bases 67 to 765 code for a protein of 232 amino acids. NCBI's taxonomy places the organism in Eukaryota, Metazoa, Chordata, Testudines, Emydidae. The record is from RefSeq and is a predicted model, not a curated record.